This is a messenger RNA of Suillus clintonianus, 1396 nucleotides long. RefSeq lists its product as uncharacterized. The record is from RefSeq and is a predicted model, not a curated record. Bases 108 to 1301 code for a protein of 397 amino acids. NCBI's taxonomy places the organism in Eukaryota, Fungi, Basidiomycota, Agaricomycetes, Boletales, Suillaceae. The transcript has 4 exons.
UCUACUGCAACACCCAUCGCACUUUCCCUUCACAUCUACCAUCUAACUCGUGCAUUGAUAAGGCCUGGCGCCAUCAACAGUACAUCUCAAGCAUUCUAUCAUUGAAUAUGGACCACUACGCGACUCAAAUGGGCCAAAUUUCGAUCCUAGGCCUGUCCCAAGAUGAGCCUCGACUUCAACCUCAACCCCAACGUGCCGAACUUGUGCCUUUCGAUAUGUAUGCCCAUCCAUCUCAGUACGCUCCACUUGUGCCGGCUCCGACAGCCUAUGGAAUGGCGACCACAGUGUUCAGUGCUAGUAUGGCACAAUGUGGACAACCUUCCCCCAUGCCACAUAUGAUGGGGCCUGCAGAUGUUCCUCCCCCAUUUGCAUCGUCUUUUACCCAGCCUCCGAUGAUCCCAGGGCUACCGUACGGCCGAUCCAUCCCUCCUCCCUCUACGAUUUAUUUCCCCCAGCCUCAGAUGGUCCCGGGGUCAUCGUACGGCCACUACAUCCCUCCUUAUCAAUCUUAUGGUGGUUAUACCCCAGGCCCACAUGCUAUGGGUGUAGCGCCGUCAUACUAUCCCUCCGCACCCUCCACGGUGAAAUGCCUUGAUGGCCAACACCUCGACCACGGACCCCUACAGAAAGCACGAGUAGCGAAGCGCAAGGCGGUGGAUAGUGAUUACGCGGGACGAGAGACUCGUACGAAACGCCUACGUAUUGACUAUGAUAUACCUCCCGAGCUUCAACCGGUCUUAGUGGACGGCGAGAUCCGGUACAAAUGCCUCCUUUUGCAGUGUCAAGAUAAACGUGCAAUGAAAAGAGGCAGUGUACCGAGGCAUAUCGGUUCGAAUACGCACAAGGGCCAAGCCGGUCUGUUUCUAUGCUCAUACUGUAGCAAGGAUUUAAGUCGUUCGGACUCUUUGAAGCGCCAUUUCAAGUCUUGUCCCAAAACAAACACCUUCGCCUACGUCCCUCAAGAACCUGACGCUAUUGCACCUGCCACCUUCGUUCCACAGCCCCCCAUGCUCCAGGGGCCAUUCACAUUUCAGCCUGUUUGGGCCAGCCCUGCAUUGGCCUCGGUUACCCCGGCUUCGGACGAGUCCUUGGGAGAUUCUAUCAACAAUUUGGAGUUGGACGCAACUCCAGUGUGUCUUGAUGACACUAAUGAUUCACCUUCGGGCAAGUUGUUUGAAAUUGAUGUCGACGCUUUUAAUUGGGACUCAGGAUAUGAAACUGAUGAUUCGACUUCGGGCAAGUCAUUGGAAGACCUGUUGAAUGAUUUGGAUUGGACCAAGGUUCCAGGACACCUCCCUUAGACGAGAUGCACGAGUUUGCAUUGUCUCGUUUGAACUGCAUAGCCGCAGUAUUCAUCGUUCAUGGACUAUGUAUCACUUUGUUUGUCACUUAUAUU